This is a messenger RNA of Homalodisca vitripennis (glassy-winged sharpshooter), 2853 nucleotides long. RefSeq lists its product as uncharacterized. The record is from RefSeq and is a predicted model, not a curated record. The transcript has a single exon. Bases 1 to 2853 code for a protein of 950 amino acids. Lineage: Eukaryota; Metazoa; Arthropoda; Insecta; Hemiptera; Cicadellidae.
AUGAUCCCUCUAACGGUCUAUGAUUCUAUAACAGUCUAUGAUCCUCUAACAGCCUAUGAUUCUAUAACAAUCUAUGAUUCUCUAACAGUCUAUGAUUCUCUAACAGUCUAUGAUUCUCUAACGGUCUAUGAUUCUAUAACAGUCUAUGAUUCUCUAACAGUCUAUGAUCCUCUAACAGCCUAUGAUUCUAUAACAAUCUAUGAUUCUCUAACAGUCUAUGAUCCUCUAACAGCCUAUGAUUCUAUAACAGUCUAUGAUUCUCUAACAGUCUAUGAUUCUAUAACAGUCUAUGAUUCUCUAACAGCCUAUGGUUCUCUAACAGUCUAUGAUCCUCUAACAGUCUAUGAUUCUAUAACAGUCUAUGAUUCUCUAACAGUCUAUGAUUCUCUAACAGCCUAUGGUUCUCUAACAGUCUAUGAUUCUCUAACAGUCUAUGAUCCUCUAACGGUCUAUGAUUCUAUAACAGUCUAUGAUCCUCUAACAGCCUAUGAUUCUAUAACAAUCUAUGAUUCUCUAACAGUCUAUGAUUCUCUAACAGUCUAUGAUUCUCUAACGGUCUAUGAUUCUAUAACAGUCUAUGAUUCUCUAACAGUCUAUGAUCCUCUAACAGCCUAUGAUUCUAUAACAAUCUAUGAUUCUCUAACAGUCUAUGAUCCUCUAACAGUCUAUGAUUCUAUAACAGUCUAUGUUUCUCUAACAGUCUAUGAUUCUAUAACAGUCUAUGAUUCUCUAACAGCCCAUGGUUCUCUAACAGUCUAUGAUCCUCUAACAGUCUAUGAUUCUAUAACAGUCUAUGAUUCUCUAACAGUCUAUGAUUCUCUAACAGCCUAUGGUUCUCUAACAGUCUAUGAUUCUCUAACAGUCUAUGAUUCUCUAACAGCCUAUGGUUCUCUAACAGUCUUUGAUUUUCUAACAGUCUAUGAUCCUCUAACGGUCUAUGAUUCUAUAACAGUCUAUGAUCCUCUAACAGCCUAUGAUUCUAUAACAAUCUAUGAUUCUCUAACAGUCUAUGAUUCUCUAACAGUCUAUGAUUCUCUAACAGCCUAUGGUUCUCUAACAGUCUAUGAUCCUCUAACAGUCUAUGAUUCUAUAACAGUCUAUGAUUCUCUAACAUUCAGUGAUUCUCUAACAGCCUAUGGUUCUCUAACAGUCUAUGAUUCUAUAACAGGCUAUGAUCCUCUAACAGUCUAUGAUCCUCUAACAGUCUAUGAUUCUAUAACAGUCUAUGAUUCUCUAACAUUCAAUGAUUCUCUAACAGCCUAUGGUUCUCUAACAGUCUAUGAUCCUCUAACGGUCUAUGAUUCUAUAACAGUCUAUGAUUCUCUAACAGUCUAUGGUUCUCUAACAGUCUAUGAUCCUCUAACGGUCUAUGAUUCUAUAACAGUCUAUGAUUCUCUAACAGCCUAUGGUUCUCUAACAGUCUAUGAUUCUCUAACAGUCUAUGAUCCUCUAACGGUCUAUGAUUCUAUAACAGUCUAUGAUCCUCUAACAGCCUAUGAUUCUAUAACAAUCUAUGAUUCUCUAACAGUCUAUGAUUCUCUAACAGUCUAUGAUUCUCUAACGGUCUAUGAUUCUAUAACAGUCUAUGAUUCUCUAACAGUCUAUGAUCCUCUAACAGCCUAUGAUUCUAUAACAAUCUAUGAUUCUCUAACAGUCUAUGAUCCUCUAACAGUCUAUGAUUCUAUAACAGUCUAUGUUUCUCUAACAGUCUAUGAUUCUAUAACAGUCUAUGAUUCUCUAACAGCCCAUGGUUCUCUAACAGUCUAUGAUCCUCUAACAGUCUAUGAUUCUAUAACAGUCUAUGAUUCUCUAACAGUCUAUGAUUCUCUAACAGCCUAUGGUUCUCUAACAGUCUAUGAUUCUCUAACAGUCUAUGAUUCUCUAACAGCCUAUGGUUCUCUAACAGUCUUUGAUUUUCUAACAGUCUAUGAUCCUCUAACGGUCUAUGAUUCUAUAACAGUCUAUGAUCCUCUAACAGCCUAUGAUUCUAUAACAAUCUAUGAUUCUCUAACAGUCUAUGAUUCUCUAACAGUCUAUGAUUCUCUAACAGCCUAUGGUUCUCUAACAGUCUAUGAUCCUCUAACAGUCUAUGAUUCUAUAACAGUCUAUGAUUCUCUAACAUUCAGUGAUUCUCUAACAGCCUAUGGUUCUCUAACAGUCUAUGAUUCUAUAACAGGCUAUGAUCCUCUAACAGUCUAUGAUCCUCUAACAGUCUAUGAUUCUAUAACAGUCUAUGAUUCUCUAACAUUCAAUGAUUCUCUAACAGCCUAUGGUUCUCUAACAGUCUAUGAUCCUCUAACGGUCUAUGAUUCUAUAACAGUCUAUGAUUCUCUAACAGUCUAUGGUUCUCUAACAGUCUAUGAUCCUCUAACGGUCUAUGAUUCUAUAACAGUCUAUGAUUCUCUAACAGUCUAUGAUCCUCUAACAGCCUAUGAUUCUAUAACGAUCUAUGAUUCUCUAACAGUCUAUGAUUCUCUAACAGCCUAUGGUUCUCUAACAGUCUAUGAUCCUCUAACAGCCUAUGGUUCUCUAACAGUCUAUGAUUCUCUAACAGUCUAUGAUUCUCUAACAGCCUAUGGUUCUCUAACAGUCUAUGAUCCUCUAACAGUCUAUGAUUCUCUAACAGCCUAUGGUUCUCUAACAAUCUAUGAUUCUCUAACAGUCUAUGAUUCUCUAACAGCCUAUGGUUCUCUAACAAUCUAUGAUCCUCUAACAGUCUAUGAUUCUAUAACAGUCUAUGAUCCUCUAACAGGCUAUGAAUCUCUAACAGUCUAUGUUUAUCUAACAGUCUAUGAUUCUCUAACAGUUUAUGAUCCUCUAACAGUCUAUGAUUCUCUAACAGUCUAUGAGUAG